Messenger RNA from Porites evermanni, 2966 nucleotides. The record is from the annotation of a GenBank genome assembly. Lineage: Eukaryota; Metazoa; Cnidaria; Anthozoa; Scleractinia; Poritidae.
AUGCUCCUACCCGCUGAGGAUUAUGGUAAAAUUUUUUUCCUCUUUGUUAAAAAAAGAUCAUUUCGUAAAUCUCUUUUUUAACUGCGAUACUUUUCCACGAACGUGGUUUUGUACAACUUGCCUGAUGCAGUCUCCUUGGCAUUUAGUGUAGACGAGUGGGAAACGCGAGAACCUAGAACAGGGAAAUUUUGUCUACCACGAGCCGUUAAUAAUAUUAUGCUAAUAUUAUGUAGAAGGACUAAUAAUAGUAACCAAGUCAAAAUUUUUCAAAAGGGUACUUAUAUACAUAAUACUGUACCUGGGACCCAUUGUCAACAAUCAAUUAUCAAUUAGGAUCAUGGAAGAAACAUCCCUUCAGCUGGUGUACAAUUGGAGGGCGACAGUUUUUGAGUGGAAAAUAUGGCGUGCGACAAACCUUCAGCCAGUGCGCUGCGCAAUGUGACAAAACACCAGGAUGCAAGGCGAUUGAAUUGUGGCAUAGGUACAACUGGAACUGUUACUGGUGCAAGAGAACAGAUUUGAUCCGACCUUACACCAACAGAUAUGAUCUUGCCUACCCUGCACAUGUGUGGGUAAAACGUAAGAAAAUUUUCUCAUUAUUUUAUUGAUAUCCCUACUAUAUUCAUUUGCAUUUUUGCAUAUCUCCGAUCUGAAUAGUUCACUUCAAAUGACACUACAUUGAAAUGUGUAUCUCACUUAACAAAGCAUUUCGGAGUAAUAAACUAAUUUAGUGUUUUCGGAUAAUUAACAGAAACUUAACUUAACUUUUUUUAUGUGAUAAAUGUUAUGCAUCAUUGGCUUUUUAUGAAUUAAUUAGUACUAAGUUAACCUUUCUGUAAGCGCUGCUUCUGAUUAUACUGGCGAAAGAUAAACGGAGGAAAAAAUUGCUCCGAAUGUUAUUUCAAAGAAAUUAUUUAAAAAGCAAUUAUCAGUCAUUAAAUAAUUAUUAUGUUAAAUAAAACGGCGCUCAGUUAGCAAAAGCUUCCACAAGGAUAUGCAAAAGAAAUAUUACCUAUUAGUAAAAUCCAACUAGUGGACUAUUAUCAAUGCUACGCUGUGAUUGGUUGAGCUACUACUAGGCUAUAUGUUAUAGCCCACUAGUAGCGAAAAGCGCCGGUUUUUUGGCGGCAAAAAAGGAUUUAAGUCUAGCUUUAACUAGCUAAAGUUGUUUUUUCUCGAUAUUUUUGACCAACUAGUUGGAUUUUACUAAAACAAUUGUUCCUCUCGCCCUCAUGGCCUCUGAGUCAGUAGCCCAUUCGGCCUUCGGACUCAUGGGCUAUUGACUAACCCACGUUGAUCAGUUUGAAUGGCAUUUUUGCAUAUCUCCGAUGUGAAUAGUUCACUUCAACUAAUCCAUCAAUCAUCUUGUUUAACCUCUUUAUCCUUUUUACAACAGAUAGUAACUUAACAAAACAAAACAAUACAAGUUAAUAGUGAAUGAUAGAAAAAGCUAUUAUAGUAGCAAUUUGGCAAGAGGUUUGGACUAUCUGUGAGACUAAUGGAACUGCGUUAUCUUUCUUGCUAUUAAAGUGGUAUUCGACACAGUUAACCAUGACAUUAGUUUGCAAAAAGUCAAAUUAUAUGGCUUUAACUACAAGAUUAUGGACUGGCUUAGAUCUCAUCUUUUCCACAGAUCCCUAGUUUGCGUAAUAGGCACAGCAUCUUCAAAACGGACUAAUGGUUUCCCACUAGGCUCUUUUUAAGGACCACUGCACUCCGGAUCUUACUAAAACAAAUUGAAUAACAUUCCACCUUAUACUCUAAUUUACGGUCACAUGACGAGAAUCUCAGGCCCCAAAUGUGGAAAUCUGGUGCGACCACGUUGACAGAAUUGGCAAGAGUCAGGGUCGUCUGGUGUUUUCUAUAACUUUCUCCUGGUUUCCUUCUUCCAUAAUAAAGUUUGUUCACGGAUAUUUGAAAACUAUUAUUUUACCAUAAAUAAAAGGUAAAUAAAAGCUAUAGCUAUUAGUAGUCUAUCAGUACCAUCUACACGGGUAAAGACAGGGAACAUUUUCAUAACGUACCCUCAGAUUAAAAACUUGUUACUCAUAACUAAUAUCUUUUUUGUUACCUUGCAGUUGAUAAACCCGCAGGUAAGUGUAUCUGUCCCUAUCCUGAUAUAAGAAACAAAGGCCCUGUCCUAGCUUGAACUCAUAGAGAAAGUGUAAUAAGUUGUCUCGUUAAAACUUGCUUAGGUACCUUUCAAUAAUACACUGUUUCUCUAAAGCUAGUAGCCUGAAGUAACUACAUCUUAAAGACACUUGCUUUUCACUUAACAGAGUACAUUGUGUAAAUAGUUUGUAAUCUACUGGAGCUUGAAAACUCGUUAAUUUUGUAAAGGAUCAUCAAUUAUAUUUAUAUUGUUCAAAAGAUUAAUUUUUCUGGCAAACUGACCUAUUGAUCGACUAUUAAGUAGUUUUUCGAUCAAACAGGGAUUAAGGGCUGCCCAGAAAAACGUAUAUUUUCAAAUGCGCAAAUCAUGGGGUGAGUUCCAUAGGCCAUUUUAAUAAACAAUUCAUAUCUUCCGCGCCAUUGUAUAUCAUAUAUAUCUACAUAUUUCCUUUGAUUUAAUUGCCUCUUUAACUUCAUUUUUAGAAUGUACAAAGUACCAACUGCUCAACGACAACACGAGAGCACAGGGAUACAGCCGAGCUUUUUACAGAUGCGAUACCACUCUGGGUGCACAGCCUACUUGGUACAGAUUUACCGGGAGAUCAGGAAGCCAGAUGCCUACCUCUUGUGUUCCAACUAACCACUGUGGAACCCAUGCACCAGGUUGGCUUGCAGGAUGUCAUCCUCCCCCUGGUAAAAUUAGCACCGUCCUUGUCUGCUUUCACUGGCAUGGCGAUUGCUGCCGCUGGCAUACUUUCAUCCGUGUGCGUAAUUGUGGUGGGUUCUUUGUCUACGAGUUGAAGAAACCACCAGCCUGCUAUCUGCGUUACUGUGGAAAUUCAGGUCAUAAAUAA